CACCUCCUUGUUGAUCCCCCUCUAGGGCUCUACUAGGCUCUAGGCUAGCUCUCGAUCUCAUUCAUAGCUUUUGGGCUGACGCAUACGAUCGUAGUCUGCAUUGUGACGGGAUGGUUAGUCGAUUCGGGAACAGGCGCUGCUGCCGAUACGGCCUGAACUGACUUUGAACUUACUUUUGAAGUACAUGUAUCACUAUCAGCACGCCGCGACCGCCGUUUGCUUGGACCUGGUAGAAGUAAAGUGGGAGUGGGAGAAGAUACCGCUACUGUACUGGGUCUGGCACUACCACUGGCCCUGUCAUUCAGCUGAUCGUGAAAACAGACCUAUAGGCUAUACUGCAUGCUGUAGGCAAGAGAAUCGCAGUGAAUCCUGGUCUCCAGUACUCUGCCAGUGACUUGCAACUGAGUGAGUUGUGGCAUAGCGGUGCGAGUCCAAUAGUAAUACCUGCACCAUCCUCUAUCCGCUUAGCUGGAGCGUUGGUAUGCGUGCCGAAGCAUAGCCAAUGUUGUUGGAGGUCGAAACAGAGCAGACGGUCCCAUCUGGUUGGCUUGGCUUUCAUAGCGGUCGUUUGUAAUUGUACUGAUUCUGGAGCAGACCAUCCACGCGGCCCAAACGCUCCGCGUGUCCAGCUAACAGUGGCGUGUAUUUGUGGCAUGAAGCGUGGCACGUUGAGCUUGCGGAGGCGAGAUCGUCUGAAACGUCUCAGAUGGUUUCAUCCCUCCCUAGACCGGCAUACAGCCGAAGCACUACUCAUGGCGAAUGGCUGCGAGGGCAGCUACUUGCUUCGGCCCAGUGUUAACCACCUUGGUCAUUUCACAUUGAGUAUAAGGACAUCCGAUGCUGUCCAGCACUAUGACGUGCGGGUGGAAGGUGAGACGUUCCAUUUCGGCAUGGGCACAUUCGUAAGCCUCAAGGAGUUUGCGGAUCACUUUGACCAGAUGCCGGUGGUUGGUGGCGAAUCGGGGAUUCUUACGCAACUCAUGUAUCCCUAUCCCCGGGACAUAGUCGAGCCAGGGAUGUACGAAAGUGUGCGCCUGCAUGCUGAGUUUGCAGGCCAGGACGCACCGGGAGCAGAUGAGCAGGCUGUGCGGAACUCGCAGCUUUCAAUAGCGACAAAGUCAGGCUACAUGACAAAGCAAGGAGCGAUACGAAAGAACUGGAAGACACGGUGGUUUACAUUGCGCAACAACGAGCUCAAGUACUUCAAGAAAAGAGGGGAUGAGAAGCCUAUACGCACGAUUGACUUGAGUUCUGUGGAAGACAUUGCGACUGACAGUUCUAAAGGAAAGAGGAAUUGCUUUCGGCUUGUCAUGGAGAGUCGCACGUACUACAUCUAUACCAGCACAGAGAAUGAAAUGGAGGAUUGGAUAGAGAUGAUUCGCUGGAGAAAGAGAAUGUCCCCUGGCGCUACACUAGCAUCAGCAUAGCAGUGACAGUCAGUCCGUGUGCUGCCAGCUUACGACGCCAUGUACCGGUAGACAUGUUCACUAGCCUGGAUGACAUCAGUGCUAGCUAGCAAAAAUGAAACGCAGGUUACACUCGGAAAGUCAACAGCACUUGGAGCGUGCUUGCAACUGGAUCGGACCUGAAGUUCGUCGUGGUUCUGGAGAGCAGUCUGUCUGCCCCAUGCACCACUGCCUUGCACUUCUGUCUUCUCACCAGCACGCUCUCAGUAGUGUUGUGUAUUCACAGAUACAUGUACACUUUGAACGGCAUACUUCAGCCCAACUGAAAGUAUAUCUACCUGAUGGUUGUGGCUAUCAUACUUGGGCAUCUGGAAAUGGAUUGCAUCAAGUGGGAGUCUUAUUAGUUUUUGCCCCCUUGUUCAACCGUGUCCUCGUGGCAUGCCAUGGUCAAGUUAAAUUCACCAUCGGGUAACGAUUCUACAAUGUGCUCUCUUUGCUCAGGGUGCAGUAUGCCUGUACACACUGCUAGCUUGCACGUCCCCAUCCUUGUUCCUAUCUGAUCUGCGAAAAUGACGUCGCUUACUGUUUUAUAAUCCUGUCCACUAUACUCUCUCAAUAUUGGGUUGCUUUACGCAGGAUUCCAUCUGGAAUCCCCCUCUUGUCAGCUACGUUGAGACCGUUAUAUUCUAUUUUCCCCAUGCAGCUAGAUUGUUGACUACUCUCUUGAUCGGCUGGCCAGCUUUCUGAUAACAUCAGUCUUCUCUACUAUUUAGACUAACAUCAGUACUUUUGAAAUUAUAGCCAGUACAUACAUGAUUGAUAAGGCUUCCUCAAUACUA
Messenger RNA from Sycon ciliatum, 2245 nucleotides. RefSeq names its product dual adapter for phosphotyrosine and 3-phosphotyrosine and 3-phosphoinositide-like. The transcript has 9 exons. The record is from RefSeq and is a predicted model, not a curated record. NCBI's taxonomy places the organism in Eukaryota, Metazoa, Porifera, Calcarea, Leucosolenida, Sycettidae. The coding region runs from base 654 to 1427 and encodes 257 amino acids.